Hyla sarda is the source of this 912-nucleotide messenger RNA. RefSeq names its product C3a anaphylatoxin chemotactic receptor-like. Gene Ontology annotation, cellular component: plasma membrane. Gene Ontology annotation, molecular function: complement receptor activity; N-formyl peptide receptor activity. The record is from RefSeq and is a predicted model, not a curated record. Gene Ontology annotation, biological process: inflammatory response; positive regulation of cytosolic calcium ion concentration; complement receptor mediated signaling pathway. Lineage: Eukaryota; Metazoa; Chordata; Amphibia; Anura; Hylidae. The transcript has a single exon. The coding region runs from base 1 to 912 and encodes 303 amino acids.
AUGUCAGUGACUUUAUACAGCAUAAUUUUUGCUCUUGGGAUUAUCGGUAAUGGAUUGGUCAUCUGGAUUGCCGGAUUCAGGAUGAAGAAGACGAUCAGUGCUGUGUGGUUCCUCAACCUGGCCAUUGCAGACUUCCUAUGCUGUGCUUCUCUUUCUCUACGAAUUGCAGAGUUGGUUUCCCAUUGGGAAAACUCACGACAUUUUUGCACAUUGAGCAUUUUUUUUUUCCUUCUUAACAUGAGCGCCAGUGUUCUUCUCCUGACGGCCAUGAGUAUUGACCGCUGUGUAUCCGUCAUGUGGCCAUUUUGGGCUAAAAUUCAUAGGACAUGUAAACUAGUGCGGAUCAGUGCGGCCAUCAUCUGGGUGUUGAGUUUCCUCUUGACUUGUAUAUUGUAUUACACCUAUGAAAGCCAUUUGAAUGAUUUGUCUGAAUGGUGUGUUCUCUUUUUUUCUUAUUCCUUAUAUUUCUGUGACAGAAAACAGGCCAUUCAGCUGAUCCGGUUAUUUAUAAUGUUUGUGAUCCCUUUUCUCAUCAUCUUGAUCAGUUAUUACGUCAUUUUAAUCAAACUUAGAAAAAGUAAGAGAUCCCGGAGAUCCCAGAGGCCGUACAGGAUCAUCACCGCCAUAAUAUUAUGUUUCUUUAUCUGCUGGUGCCCAUAUUAUAUCUGGCCACUGACACUUAUGUAUAGUGGAAAAACUUUUAUAUUGCAUACAGUAUAUAUUAUUAUUGUUAAUCUCGCUUGCUUUAACAGUUGCAUUAAUCCAAUCAUUUAUGUAUUAAUGGGCCAAGACUUUAAACAUAGUUUCUUUAGAUCUAUCCCCUCCAGGCUUGAAAGAGCCUUAAGUGACCAACCCAAUGACCUGUGCAGAGAAAGCGAGGGUUGUCAACAUGUUUUCACUAAAUAUGUUUAA